AUGUUAGCUGCUUAUCCUUCGGGAACUAUCAACAAAUUCCAAACCCCUUUUAGCUUCAAAGCAGCUUUGCGCGGAUUCAAGACCGGGCCUUCUGGUCCUCUGAUUAGCUGUUCUGUUUCUCGAAAUCCCGGGAGCAAUGUAGAGAGCUAUCAUUCAUCUUUCUCUUCAAAAGACCAAAAUCAUCAUCAAAGGAAAUGUAUGUUUUGCCGCUCACGCAAAAACACGAUUUCACCGGAUGAUGAUGAGUACCGUUCAUCAAGCAACAUAGCUCUAAGUCUCUUAAGACGUUACAGGACUGUGAUCGAACGUGGUCAAGGCGAAACCUUAAAAGAAUUCAUUUCCGCUGGUGUGAAUGCAUACGCUCUCGGUUGCACAGACGAAGAUUUGAGAAAAGAACUUAUGGCUAUGAAAGAAUCAGGUUUAGAGAUCGAGCGGAUGGAGAGUUAUUACCACGGAAGCACACAGACCAAAUCCAAGAUUCUGCUGUCCGAGGUAGAUGAGUGCAUGUUGUGGCUUAGCAUUGUAUUCAUCACGAUAUUGUGUACUCCGCAACCAACGGUCGUGAGAUGGUCAUCGGCUCCUUCGGUUUCCGAUGAGAUUCUAAGUAAAUGGAGAGGCUUUUGCGCGGUUAUAGCCAAUGCUUACUAUAUUAGGGGAAUGGCAUGGCUUCCGGUGAAGACUCUUCAGUUGGAGCAAAUGGCGGUGACGGGACAAGCGGAGGAACCGUCGGUUGUAGCCAGCCGAAUGCGACUGGUCUUUAGCACUCUCGAGGUAGUGAGUCCACAAUGGCCACGGGUUUAA
Thlaspi arvense is the source of this 801-nucleotide messenger RNA. NCBI's taxonomy places the organism in Eukaryota, Viridiplantae, Streptophyta, Magnoliopsida, Brassicales, Brassicaceae. The record is from the annotation of a GenBank genome assembly.